CAUCAGCAUGCGACAACUGUGCGGUAGAAUACCUUUGUAAGCUACUGCCACUUCUUCAGAAACAGACGGUACCUGGUGUUUUGUCAGAUUUUGAUCCCCGAUGACGGCGUCUACUCGCAGUAAAGUGUUGUCUCUGUACAUGCGUGUGUUUCGCAUCGCCCGGACCUGGCAGGCACUCAGUGGUGUUAAAAGUGAGACGGAGACUGAGAGAAAGUACAUUGUGCAAGAAGCCCGCACUCUGUUCAGACACAACCAACAGCUCACAGACCAAGAAUCAAUAAAGAAGUGUUUAGAAGAAUGCGAAGCAAGGAUAGAAAUAGGUCUACAUUACAGAAAUCCAUAUCCAAGAGCUACCUACCUACCACCACUGGGACUUGCGACGCAGAAGGGCAGGAAGCUGCGAGCACAGCAGCGCCUCAGGAAGCAGGCCAAGCCAAUUUACUUACAGUCACAUGAUGAGACCUGAUGACUGAUAUCCCAGAUACUCAUCCAGAGUUCAGGUUACCAAGGACAGGAGAGUGGAGUUCAAUCAGCGGGUGAUAUUGGAGGCUGAGUUUCUGCAAACACUCACUGCUGCAAAAACAGUCAUUAUUAAGGAUAAAAGCCACUUUCAUUCUAAGUUUUUACUGUAAACAUGUACUAUAAGUGUUCAUGAAGAGUGUCGUAAUGUGUUCAGCUCAGGAACAUUGCCACUGUGGAAUGACUGAUUUUCAGUUUUAUUUACCAAGGUGUCUAAAACUAGUCUCUGUUUGAGUAAUAAAGUGUCUUUAUGUGAAAAGUUAAUAAACUGAUCCA
Messenger RNA from Melanotaenia boesemani (Boeseman's rainbowfish), 795 nucleotides. RefSeq names its product LYR motif containing 1 (gene lyrm1). NCBI's taxonomy places the organism in Eukaryota, Metazoa, Chordata, Actinopteri, Atheriniformes, Melanotaeniidae. The record is from RefSeq and is a predicted model, not a curated record. Gene Ontology annotation, cellular component: mitochondrion. The coding region runs from base 101 to 466 and encodes 121 amino acids. The transcript is spliced from 5 exons.